GGACGCUGGCAUUACAUUCAGCAGUCAGUGUAACUAGAUUUUUCCUGUGUGGGGACACAAGGCAGAACACAAUGAAACUUGUCAUUUGCUGCAGCACCUUGCUGCUGUUCCUCAUCCUUCCCAGAGCCAGCCAAGGUGGCAACAUCUUGGUUUUUCCAACUGAAGGCAGCCACUGGAUAAACAUGGACAUUCUGCUUAAAGAGUUGCACUCCAGAGGACACAAUAUAACAAUUGUGCGCUCCAGCAAAAGCUGGUACAUCAAGGCUAACUCUUCUUAUUAUCAUAGCUACACUGUUCCUGUUGAGAGAACCUUAGAUCAACAGUUUCUUAAAAAGAUAAUAUCUGAAGCAAUACAGUUUGAACGAGGGGCUAUUCCUUUGACAAGUUUUCUUCAGUGGACUAUAGGCGCACUUGACAUAUUUGUUGAUGUUCAUGCAGCUAUUGGUGAAUUUGUCUCAGCUAUGCUAGAUGAUACACAAUUGAUGAGAACCUUGAAUGAGAGUAAGUUUGACCUGGUGCUCACUGACCCCUGCUGGGGUGGUGGAGUUAUUUUGGCCAAAUAUUUGAACCUUCCUUUGGUCUAUAAUGUUCGCUGGCUCAUACCUGAAGAGGCUCAUUUUGCUAUUGCUCCUUCACCCAUAUCCUAUAUUCCUAUAACAGGAUCUGGCAGCACAGAUAAGAUGACAUUUUUUCAGAGAGUGAAAAACAUGAUUUUAUAUUUGAUAACCCAAAUGCAAAGCAGCCUUGCAGUUAAACAAGUAUAUCAGCAAGUUUGUGACAAAUAUCUUGGUCCUGGUCAUGACUUUGAUCAGAUGAAGAUUGAUGCAGAUAUUUGGUUGAUGAGAGUGGACUUUGUGUUUGACUUUCCACGCCCCACCAUGCCUAAUGUUGUUUACAUGGGAGGCUUCCAGUGUAAACCUGCAAACCCACUUCCUGAACAUCUGGAGGAGUUUGUGCAGAGUUCUGGAGAUCAUGGAUUCAUCAUCAUGUCUCUGGGAACUUUUGUGGAUGAACUUCCUGAUGACCUGGCAAAUUACAUUGCUGCAGCUUUUGCUGAAUUACCCCAGAAAGUCAUCUGGAAGUAUAAAGGCAGCAGACCAACCACUCUGGGGAACAACACUUUACUUGUUGACUGGAUGCCACAGAAUGACCUGUUAGGACAUCCUAAGAUAAAACUGUUUGUGGCUCAUGGAGGAACAAAUGGAGUCCAAGAGGCCAUGUAUCACGGAGUCCCAGUUGUGGGUCUGCCCUUGUUUUUUGACCAAUAUGAUAACCUGCUCCGUCUGCAAGCAAGAGGUGGAGCUAAGAUCCUCUCAAUAGCCACAGUGGACAAAGAUGACAACUUCCUGAAGGCCAUCAAAGAAGUCCUGAACGAGCCGUCCUACAGCAUGAACAUGCAGAGACUUUCCAGGCUGCACAGAGAUCAGCCAAUGACACCCAUGGAUAACGCCCUCUUCUGGAUAGAGUUUGUCAUGAGACACAAAGGUGCAGCUCACCUGAAAGCCCAGUCCUACAAAAUGUCCUGGUAUUCCUACCACUCUGUAGAUGUAUUUCUGUUCCUGACCGGAGCUGUGCUGCUCAUGCUUCUAACUGCUGUCAUCUUUAUAAGGUGUUUAUGCAGAGCAGUCUGUAAAAAGAAGGUAAAACGAGACUAAUCAUUCAAGGUAUUUACAUUAUGUAAAAUAUUAAAUUUAUAAUGUAAUGUUACAAUUUUAGAGUUUCUAAGUUUUUUUGUUGAUUUCAUAAGGGGACAUUUAGGGGGAUAACAAUUGGGAAAUUGUCUGCAUUUUACUCAUCUCUAGUAGAUUUACUACAGUAGAUUUUGAUGUACUUUAU
This is a messenger RNA of Melanotaenia boesemani (Boeseman's rainbowfish), 1836 nucleotides long. Its product is annotated as UDP-glucuronosyltransferase 2C1-like. Lineage: Eukaryota; Metazoa; Chordata; Actinopteri; Atheriniformes; Melanotaeniidae. The record is from RefSeq and is a predicted model, not a curated record. Gene Ontology annotation, molecular function: UDP-glycosyltransferase activity. The coding region runs from base 72 to 1655 and encodes 527 amino acids. The transcript has 2 exons.